AUGGCCGCCGUGGGAGAGGCGCCGCCGCCCGGCUGGUGCAGCGCGCGCGGCCGGGGCUGGUCCGGCGCGGCCGCCAACUCCAGCGAGCAGCCCGGUGCGGCAGACCCCUCCCGCGAGCAGCCCGGCGCGGACGCCACCUCCAGCGGUCAGCCCGGCGCGGCCGGCCCCUCCUGCGAGCAGCCCGGGCGGCUGGCCCAUCCCGCAGCGAGCAGGUGGAGGCCAGGCGGGAGCGACAUGGUGCCAGCGUUGGCGCCAAGCAGGACGCGUGCGGCAAAGACGGCCGGCACUGUGCAGCUCCCCGGUUACCCUGUGCGAUUUUCCGCGACGCAGAGCACGCUGUCGAUCACCUCAGUAGCUGUAGGCAAGGACGCCAGGGACAACACCCAUCCACCGCUCGAUGAAUUGCCGACAAGUAGCUCAGCUACAAAUUUGACACUUCAUUCUCAAUUGCAGAAUGGAUGCACCUCCCUUUUGGAUCCCUCAAAUUGGCUACAUUUUGGAGGCCUGAUAAAGUCUGCUAAUGUGUUAUGCAAGUUUUUGUACAUGAAAAUUGGGCAGAAGUGCAGAACCUUGGGUGGUGUGACCCGGCAGCUGGUUGAAGUAGCGGAGCGGAGGCCGCGCACGCGGGAUCGCGGCCGCGCCGUCAAAGACGUGGUGGAUCGGCACGGUGGAUUCGGCGAUCAAAGAGCGCUGAAUGCAACGGAGGUCCCGGACCGGACUGGGCAAAAGACCCAGUGGCAUAACCUGGGAACUCUCAGUCGGGCACACGGCAGCGAGCAGCCUGCAGCCCGUAUCGUUCCGAUUGGGCUUCCCACAUUCUUUAGGCGGCGGGCACAAACGCACUAG
Miscanthus lutarioriparius is the source of this 846-nucleotide messenger RNA. The record is from the annotation of a GenBank genome assembly. Lineage: Eukaryota; Viridiplantae; Streptophyta; Magnoliopsida; Poales; Poaceae.